Suncus etruscus (white-toothed pygmy shrew) is the source of this 228-nucleotide messenger RNA. RefSeq names its product ZNF593 opposite strand (gene ZNF593OS). The transcript is spliced from 2 exons. NCBI's taxonomy places the organism in Eukaryota, Metazoa, Chordata, Mammalia, Eulipotyphla, Soricidae. The record is from RefSeq and is a predicted model, not a curated record. The coding region runs from base 1 to 228 and encodes 75 amino acids.
AUGCGUUUUCGAUGCUUCACCCCUGGCUACUUCCGGGUACUCCAGAUGCAAGUAGAUGGGGAGCUAAAGGCAGAGCCCCGGCGGCCAUUGGCUGGAGUGAUGGCUACACUGCUAGCUGUGUUCGGGCUGAGCAGCUCCUGCUAUGCCGUCUGGAAGAUGAUAGAACAGCAGCAACAGUCAGAGGCCCACAAUGAUUUGGGCAGCCGCUCACCUGGGCUCUGGUGGUAG